GUGAUGAUCACAAAUCGAGAUAAUGCGUACCUUAUUCUUCUUGAAGAUGUUCGCGACAACGCUUUGACGCCCCGCAACGUUCUUCGACGCCUCGCGCGAUCCGGGGGCCAGGUUUCUCGGAGACAGUUUUGGAACGCGGUGAAGUGCUCCAGAGACGCUCGCCAUGACGGCGACUUCUCGCGCGCGUCGACUCAACACUCGCGUCUGAGCGCAAAUAUGGCUGUAAAGAGGUUUGAUUUAACGCCUGAGCGAUCCGACGGAUCGUUCGACCCCCACGAAUCAAAGUUCGCGUUUUUGCACUGGGUGCGCUCGCCCACGCCGGGAGUGCGUCUCUGGGGCGAGCCGUGGUCCGAUUUGUACAGUACCUCAGUCGUGCGCGCGCCGCACGGUUCCACUGCCCGCUGGGGCGCUCAAGAAGAUUGA
This is a messenger RNA of Ostreococcus lucimarinus CCE9901, 423 nucleotides long. RefSeq lists its product with no specific name. The transcript has a single exon. Lineage: Eukaryota; Viridiplantae; Chlorophyta; Mamiellophyceae; Mamiellales; Bathycoccaceae. The record is from RefSeq and is a predicted model, not a curated record. The annotation marks the transcript as partial.